AUGGAUUCAAACAAUACGCACAGCCCCAUGUUUCUGGUGUUUCCCCCGGAGGUCACCAACGCAGAAUACCAAACAACAGAACUUACGGCCACAGUCUACAACUCCCAAAACCCAGUACAGAAAAUCCUUAUCAGAAAAUUGAAGAUCUUAGGGACUGCCCAGAUCCUACUUGGAAUCAUGAACUUUUCUUUUGGAGUUGUUUUCCUUUUCACCUUGGUGAGCCCAUUCCCAAGGUUUCCUUUUAUAUUUAGCUCAGGAUAUCCAUUCUGGGGCUCUGCUUUGUUUAUUAACUCUGGAGCCUUUCUGAUUGCUCUGAAGAGAAAAACUACGGACAUUCUGAUAAGACUGAGCCAGGUGAUGAACUUACUUAGCGCCCUGGCAGCAGCAGCUGGAAUCAUCCUCCUCAUAUUUGGUUUCCUUCUAGACGGAGCUUACAUCUGCGGCUAUUCUCCAGAUGGUAUUCACUGUAGUGUGGCCACUGUUCUAUUCAUCGGGAUUUUGACAAUUUUGAUGUUCUUCAGCAUUGCUGAACUAUUCAUUUCCCUCUUUUCCUCAAUUUUGGGAUGCUCCUCAGAAAACUGUGAGGCAUUCUGUUGA
Psammomys obesus (fat sand rat) is the source of this 597-nucleotide messenger RNA. RefSeq names its product membrane spanning 4-domains A5 (gene Ms4a5). The coding region runs from base 1 to 597 and encodes 198 amino acids. The transcript has 5 exons. The record is from RefSeq and is a predicted model, not a curated record. Gene Ontology annotation, biological process: cell surface receptor signaling pathway. Gene Ontology annotation, cellular component: plasma membrane. Lineage: Eukaryota; Metazoa; Chordata; Mammalia; Rodentia; Muridae.